Vigna unguiculata (cowpea) is the source of this 2416-nucleotide messenger RNA. RefSeq names its product putative galacturonosyltransferase 10. Gene Ontology annotation, molecular function: polygalacturonate 4-alpha-galacturonosyltransferase activity. The record is from RefSeq and is a predicted model, not a curated record. NCBI's taxonomy places the organism in Eukaryota, Viridiplantae, Streptophyta, Magnoliopsida, Fabales, Fabaceae.
CCAUGAAACCACUUCCACCUCCUUUUGUUUUCUUUUUUUUUUUCUCUUACUAUUAUUUUCCUCUUUGUGCUCACUGUAGUGCCCAGAAGCACUUCACCAGCGCAUGUCCACCGUCGUACGACCAGAUAUUUCUCCCAAAUCUGAAUCUUUUCACUUCUAUUUUUCCAAAUCCGGAGAUUCCAGAUCUUGGGUAUAGCUGCCGAUCUUGAAAUUUUGUUUUUCCCCCUGAACAUUACUUUCCCGGAAAACGGUUUCCAGGGAAAAAAGUGAAAGAAGGCUGCAAUUGGGGUUUGGAGAAAGUUGGAAGAUGCGGCGACGAGCGACGGAUUUUCGCAGGCCAGUGCGUAAGAAGGUUCCAGAUGCUCUGUGGUGGGCAUUGUGCUGUGCAGUGAUUCUUCUCUUUGUCUAUAUUCUGAGCAAAGGGAACAAAAUUGAGUCCAGACCCGCUUUGUCCAAGAGAACUUACAAGCAUGAUAAGAUUAUGGAAGGCCUUAAUAUUACUGAAGAGAUGUUAAACUCUAACUCGGUCACAAGACAACUCAAUGAUCAGAUAUCUCUGGCAAAAGCUUUUGUCGUAAUUGCAAAAGAAAGCAACAAUCUCCAAUUUGCUUGGGAAUUAAGUGCUCAGAUCCACAAUUCACAGAGGCUCCUCUCAAAUGCUGCAACUAGGCGUGUUCCUUUGACAACAAGGGAAACAGAAAAGGCUAUCCGUGAUAUGGCAUUAUUGUUAUACCAAGCCCAGCAGCUCCAUUAUGAUAGUGCAACCAUGAUCAUGAGAUUCAAAGCAAAAAUUCAAGCUCUUGAGGAACAGAUGAAUUUAGUUACUGAAAAGAGUUCGAAAUACGGACAAAUUGCUGCUGAAGAAGUUCCAAAAAGUCUGUACUGCCUUGGUGUUCGGUUGACAACGGAAUGGUUCAGAAACUUUAAUCUGCAAAAGAAAUCGAAGGACAAAAGACAAAUGGAGAUGAAGCUCAAGGAUAACAACCUUUACCACUUCUGUGUUUUCUCUGAUAACAUUCUUGCAACUUCAGUUGUGGUCAAUUCAACUGCAAUGAAUUCUAAAAAUCCCAACAUGAUUGUUUUUCACCUUGUCACUGAUGAAAUAAACUAUGCUGCGAUGAAGGCAUGGUUUGCCGUGAACGAUUUCCAUGGAGUGUCUGUGGAAGUGCAGAAGUUUGAAGACUUUACUUGGUUAAAUGCAUCGUAUGUUCCUGUGCUCAAGCAACUUCAAGACUCUGAAAUACAGAGCUACUACUUUUCUGGCAACAGUGAUGAGGGAAGAACACCUAUCAAGUUUCGUAACCCUAAAUAUCUAUCAAUGCUUAAUCACCUGAGAUUCUACAUACCUGAAGUCUUUCCCUCACUAAAGAAGGUGGUGUUCUUGGAUGAUGAUGUUGUGGUUCAGAAGGAUCUUUCUGAUCUUUUUUCCAUUGAUCUGAAUGGUAAUGUAAAUGGAGCUGUUGAAACAUGCAUGGAGACAUUUCACAGAUACCACAAAUAUUUGAACUACUCUCAUCCUCUUAUACAUGCACAUUUUGACCCUGAUGCUUGUGGAUGGGCAUUUGGGAUGAAUGUAUUUGAUUUGGUUCAAUGGAGGAAAAAGAACGUAACUGGCAUUUACCAUUACUGGCAGGAGAAGAACGUGGACCGGACAUUGUGGAAACUUGGUACCUUGCCGCCUGGACUGUUGACAUUUUAUGGAUUAACUCAGCCCUUAGAUCCAUCGUGGCACGUUUUGGGUUUUGGCUACACCAAUGUUGAUCCUCAGUUGAUAGAGAGGGGUGCUGUGCUACAUUUCAAUGGAAAUUCCAAGCCAUGGUUGAAGAUUGGGAUAGAGAAGUACAAGCCCCUGUGGGAAAAAUAUGUUGAAUACUCUCAUCCUUUAUUGCAGCAGUGUAACUUCCACUGAUUUUGAAUUGCGUUUAAAUUGAUACUUCAGACCUUGGUGGAAGAUUCAGAUUCAGAAUUACUUGCCUCAGUUGGAAGGGUAGAAAAUUAUAUCGAAUUAUAUCAGUGGCUGUUUGUGGAACUGGUAGGCUCUUAAUUCGUUGUCAGAAAUGUUUGUACAAUUUUGGAAGGUCAAACAUGUCUGGUGGCUUUAUCUUUGGUGUCUUCAUUGAAUCUGGAUCUUCUGUUGUAGCAUAUACACGUUCAUCUGUCACAUAUUAGGCUAAAUCAGUUCAGUUUCUAAUUGCAGUCAAGGAUGAGAUCAGCUGCAAACUUUUUAUGUUCACAACUGUUAUUUGCAAGACCAGAUGUUCUUUCCUGUGGCAUUCAUUUGCUUAAACUUUAUUCUGUUAUUCUCGAUGCCACUUUUUCAAAAGAAAUUACUAUGAUUCAGAGUUAUCAACUUCUCAUGUGUAACAAAACUAUCUACUUUAUUUAUUUCAGAAGCAGAUUUUGUUUCGUGAUCAUA